AUGCUCAUUCAAGUGGGAUAUCAUCCCAUUUACAGGGCUCAUUUGCUACUGGCCCGCGGGGUCGGAGGCAUUGAGUUUCUGCCCCCGAACCUCCAGAGGAUGGAUAAAGUAGCCAUUAUUUUCAGCCUCUAUUCUCGAGACCCGAGCGAAGUACCCGGUUUCCCUUCCGACCUCUCUCCCCAAGAUGCUCUUCGACCCGAGACCGUGUUCCGAAUCUGCACAGCCGCCAAACGAGAAUUCGAUCCUUUCAUCACCUCCGAUCUGGGCGAGUUCUUGGCCCGAAUCAGACACGUGUUGAGUUUGGUCCUCGGACAUCCUGACUGCAACGACGAAGACAGUAAGAAGGUCGACGACGCGUGGCAGUGCGUUUGUCACGAUAACAGGGAGCUUCUGUGUGCAGCUUGGGAAGCCGGCCGGCCUUAUCUGGGUCCCGACACAAAGGCUGGUCGGGCGAGGAUCACGAAGGCGCAGGCUUCGAUGGAACUUAAGCUUGCAGAUCAUAGUUCUCUCGAGCCCGAUAACCCUUCAAGAGAGAGUAUCAAUGAGGCUUGCUUCUCCUCCCCCGCUACCACUGCUCCUACCCCUGAAGAUCAUCGCUUACGCCAACAUGAACUUGUCAUACCAAACCCGACGCCUCCGAGAUCGUUUCCGUCGGGAGACAAGAAGGAGUGCGUGAAGGCUACGCGGACAGCUUUGGGAGCUUUGUCGCUCUCUGAACAAAACAGACGCAGGAACAAGACCACAAGUCCCGAAAGAGCACGCCGAGACCAGCACGAAGACGAGGGCUACAACCGUAUGUCGGACAUGGGUCAUGUAUCGCCCGAGAACGAUGAGGACGACGACGAGGACCUCGAUAUCCAGAACGACAUGGGGUGCUUUCGGCUCCCGGACCGAGACGGACGAAGCAGUGCCCCAACUUCCGAGAGCCGACACCAAAAUCAGCACGAGGACAAGGGCCGCAUCCGUCUGUCGGACCUGGGCUAUGUAUCACCCGAGGACGAUGACGACGACGGCAGCGGCGGCGACUACUGGCAGGUCCAGUACCACAAACAGCUACAGCAGCUACAGCAGCAACAGCAGCAACACCUCAACCCUUCUGGCCAUGGAGAGACUCGGAAGAUGAGAUGGGGUCACAAUGAUUCCUCGUCAGAGGGCAUGGAUGGUCAGAUGAAGUCAGUUGAGGCUGGUGAAUAUCCUUUCUCUAGGAGACAGCCUGGGGACGAUAUGUGGUUACCACCGUGUGAUCACCCCAACCAGCAACAACAGGCGGCCACAGGGUCAAAAGCUGCUUUGACAGAAGACGUACACGAUGUCCUAUGCCCCCAUAGCUACCACUCCGGCUGCCACAUCAGAUUCUGA
Neurospora tetrasperma FGSC 2508 is the source of this 1359-nucleotide messenger RNA. RefSeq lists its product as uncharacterized. The record is from RefSeq and is a predicted model, not a curated record. The transcript has 3 exons. Bases 1 to 1359 code for a protein of 452 amino acids. Lineage: Eukaryota; Fungi; Ascomycota; Sordariomycetes; Sordariales; Sordariaceae.